This is a messenger RNA of Portunus trituberculatus (swimming crab), 1008 nucleotides long. Its product is annotated as zinc metalloproteinase nas-8-like. Bases 46 to 819 code for a protein of 257 amino acids. The record is from RefSeq and is a predicted model, not a curated record. Gene Ontology annotation, molecular function: zinc ion binding; metalloendopeptidase activity. Gene Ontology annotation, biological process: proteolysis. NCBI's taxonomy places the organism in Eukaryota, Metazoa, Arthropoda, Malacostraca, Decapoda, Portunidae. The transcript has 6 exons.
ACACACAUCUGGCUGUUGCAUAGUGUCUUUCUACACAGUGACAAGAUGAGAGUGGUGUCAGCCAGGGCCUCUCUCCUCACCCUGGCUUUCCUUACACUCCCAACCAUCGACGGAAGAGCCUGCAGGAAACAGGAGGAAUGGACGCCGGAAUCUCUCGUCAACCCAGAAGAACUCGGUCAUCACUUUGAGGGGGACAUUGUGCUUCCCUUGCCGUUAGUGGCUAGGAAUGGUCAGGUGUUAGAGCAGUACUAUUGGCCAGGAGGGCGAGUACCUUACACCAUCGCCUCCUCCUUUCCUCCCGAUCACAAGGCCACAGUGCUGGAGGCGAUGAGUGAGUACACAGAGAGAACUGGACACUGCAUCUUCUUCCACGAGCGAACCACUGAGCCAGAUUUCAUUUUGUUUAGCUUCGAUAAUAACCAAGGAUGCAGUAGCUCUGUAGGAAGACAAGGUGGUAUGCAGAGGAUCACCUACGCCGAGUCGUGUUUCAAAAAAUACGGGACGGUGCUUCACGAGAUGCUUCACGCCCUGGGCUUCUACCACGAGCACACCCGCUAUGACAGAGACAAAUAUGUGACUAUUCACUGGGAGAACAUUAAGAAAAAUCGAAACAAAAACUUUCAGAUAUACGUCAGUGUUGAAGAGAGCGCGUUUGGCGAGGAAUACGAUUACGGCUCCGUCUUACACUACUCCGCCUACGCCUUCAGCAAGAAUCUCAAGAAGACUAUAGUGACCAAGGACCCGUAUGCCAAAAUAGGACAACGUAAAGGUUUGAGCCCCGUGGAUUUGCAGAAACUGAUGAACAUGUACAAGUGCUGACACACACACACACACACACACACACACACACACACACACACACACACACACACACACACACACACACGUAUUUAAGCCCUAUAUACAAUUUUUAGUAUGUUAAUUUCAUAUAUACAUUUCUCUCUCUCUCUCUCUCUCUCUCUCUCUCUCUCUCUCUCUCUCUCUCUCUCUCUCUCUCUCUCUCUCUCU